AUUUUGAUCGCCCCCACUAGUUUUUUCAGUUUAUUGCUAAGUUUAAUAAUUGUCAGAUAUUAUCCAGUAAUUGUUCUACAUUUAACUUGGGCCAUUUCUAAACAAGCAUUUCUAUAUGCAACCUCAAAAUGCCACCUGAUGCAACCUAUGCAACCAAAAAUACCUUAAUCAAAGCCUCUUACAUUUAUUUAUGACGUGACAGUUUAUGAUUACAGUCAUUACAGUUAUUUACACUUUUUACAGUUGAUUUACAAAAGAUUUACCCGUGGUGUUUACCAAUGUGUUUACAAUUUAUAAACAUAUGUUCUCUAUUUUUAUGUUCAUGAAAAAUGUUUAUAUGAUGUUUAUGUUGUCUUAAUAGUCUUAAACAUAUGACAAUACAUUACGUAGGUAAUAAUAUAUUAAAUAACUUAUAAUUCAUAGAUGAAGGAGUAAUGAAAUAAAAUAGAAAUAGAGUUAAAGACGGCUAUAAAAUGAAUGCAUUAGGCUUAAGCACGCUUUUGAAAAUGGGAUGUUUAUGUAUAAGAGAAUCCAUAGACAUUAAUGGCAUAAAAUAUGUUGUUAAUGAACGACUUGGAGAAGGGGGCUUUUCAUGUGUUGAUUUAGUAGAGCAAACAUCUACAAAAAAGAAAUUUGCCUUGAAACGAAUUACUUGUCACAGCAUAGAGGAUCAAAAAAUAGCAAAUCAGGAAAUAAUGUAUUACAAAAAAUUAAAACAUCCUAAUAUAAUUCAAUUAAUUGAUGCUUGUAUUAAGGGAUCAGCAGAUAUCGUUGUACAAACUACCUCAGAGGCUUAUUUAUUGUUACCAUAUUAUAAACGUGGAACUUUGCAUGAUUAUUUGACAGUUAGACAAUCUUCUACGAAUUAUUUAGACAUAAGAGAAGUUUUAAGAUUGUUUUUAGAUAUAUGUGAAGCUGUUAAGUAUCUUCAUAAUUAUUCUCCAGAAGCUAUAGCUCACAGAGAUAUAAAAGUAGCAAAUGUUUGUCUUACUGAUAAUAUGGAUCCUAUUUUAAUGGAUUUAGGAUCAUGUACGACGGCUAAGGUACAAAUUUGCGGUGUUCAAGAUGCACAAAAGUUACAAGAUUUAGCAGCUGAGAGGUGUUCAAUGACAUAUAGAGCCCCAGAACUAUUUCAUGUAGAAAGCUAUUGUGUUAUUGAUCAGAGGACUGAUAUAUGGAGCUUAGGGUGUCUUCUGUAUGCAUUGCUAUAUUUUAAAUCACCUUAUGAUAUAAUAUACGAGAGAGGGGAUUCAGUAAAUUUAGCAGUGUUGUCUGGAAAUAUUUUUUUUCCGGACAAUACACCAUUCCCACAGGAACUUCACGAUAUUAUAACUUUUAUAUUAAAAGUUAAUUCUGCAGAGAGACCUUUUAUUGAGGACGUCAUAGAUAGAGUGACAAAUUUUAAAAGACAGUUUGAAUUUGCCGUAUAGUAUUUUAUGUGGAUAACAAUUUUAAACAAAUAUUUAUU
Molecule: messenger RNA, 1468 nt
Organism: Sitophilus oryzae (rice weevil)
Lineage: Eukaryota; Metazoa; Arthropoda; Insecta; Coleoptera; Curculionidae
Product: serine/threonine-protein kinase 16
Exons: 9
Coding region: 474-1430 (318 amino acids)
Biological process (GO): protein phosphorylation
Cellular component (GO): Golgi apparatus; cytoplasm
Molecular function (GO): protein serine/threonine kinase activity; ATP binding
Source: RefSeq, a predicted model, not a curated record